AGACAGAGGAGCGUGACAGAAGGGAGAGGGAGAGGAGGAAGGAGAGUGAGUCUGAGGAAGCUCUCUGGUGAGAGAUCAGGCUAUCACUUUCAACCACGUGGAGACGAACCUCAACAACUCCUGCACAGAGGAGGCAGAAAUCAGCUGCUGGUGGAGGGAAACUAGCUUCUUCUUCUUCUUCUUCUUCUCCUUUUUGGGGAUGUAAUGCACAGAUCUGCUUUUGGGCAUCUUCACCCUGAAGUCUAAAGUUAAACAGGUGAACCAAAGAGACGUAUGAACUCGUUGGAACACCAAGAAAAUCUGUCGUUUCUUCGAUGGGAUUUGGUUUCAGAUUGCAGCUUUUUUUUUUCCUGUGUAUUCUUAAAUUUCAUGUCGUGGUAAUCUGGUCCUGCUGUGGACUGUCCGACUGCAGAGUCUACUGAAGAAGUAUGUUAAGUGGCAGUCUGGAAGCUGGUGCUUUGCUUGAGGAAUAGAAGAAGAAACGCUCGCUGUAAAGAUCUUCUCAGCUGGCCUGGGAUUCCAUAGGUCCUCUUGGAUUACAGGAAGAUUUCCUUGUCGCUCAGUGGAACUUUUAACACGGACUUCUGCUCUUUAACAAAAUCCCCAAGUCAGCUGUGUCGGUUAUGAACUUUAAGGGCGAAUUCUGAAAAUCCCUAAGGCUGUUUAUCUCCAUGAGGACGUCGUAGUAGAGUGAGACAGCAGAGGAUAAUGUGAUGAUGGUUUCGCUGCCUGUGCCAUGCUGAGAGGGAGGUUAGCUCUGGCGAGUGUGUAUCUGUGUUUUGUCUGUCUGCUCGGCUUGACGCUGCAAAUGCCUGCCAAACCCUGCGCUAACGACAUAUUCGCAAAACUCGAGGCCCUCGUCGGGGAAGUCCACAACUUGGAGGGGUUGAACUGCACAUUGUACACGCCCACCACAGAAGACUUUAAGCAGAAUUGCCCCAAGUCCAUCUUGAAAUGUCUUGCUGACGAAGUUAAAGUCCUCACUGAGGAGCUGGAGGCUUUUAAUGUCCCUGGAAUGCACGAGUUCCCAUUGAUCAAGAAUCUUAGGCGGCUAGCAGUGCGGAUAAAAAAGACGGAGUCAAACUGUCCGCGUUGUGAGCUCCUCAUAGAGAAAGAAGCUAAACUGUUCCUUAAGGAUCUUCACACGAUUCUUGAGAUGAUGAACUUUAGUAACUGCAACUGAUGGACUCCUAAGGACUUUAAAAAGACACUUAAUGACCUGUGUUUCUCUUCAUGGACUUUUCAUAUUUCCUGCGCACAAAUAAAUGCAUGAUGUCUGAGCA
Molecule: messenger RNA, 1283 nt
Organism: Epinephelus fuscoguttatus (brown-marbled grouper)
Lineage: Eukaryota; Metazoa; Chordata; Actinopteri; Perciformes; Serranidae
Gene: il15l
Product: interleukin 15, like
Exons: 5
Coding region: 737-1183 (148 amino acids)
Biological process (GO): neutrophil activation; positive regulation of T cell proliferation; positive regulation of tyrosine phosphorylation of STAT protein
Cellular component (GO): extracellular region
Molecular function (GO): cytokine receptor binding; cytokine activity
Source: RefSeq, a predicted model, not a curated record